AAUUUUGACUUGAGCCACAGACCAAACAGCGGAGUACACGCCUUUUUACUAGUAAAACGUAAAAUCAAAUAAUAUUCUGUUAUUUCUUCACAUUUAUUUUUUUUACCAACAUGCACCCAGUUUCGGUGUUUAUCCCGUCAUUUCGAUCAGAAAACAACACUAUCGAAAGAGGAUACACGGUCUUUAAAAUAGAAGUGAUAAUAAAUGGAAGACAGCACACCAUUGAGAAACGCUACAGUGAAUUCCACACGUUGCAUAAGUUGUUGAAGAAAAGCAUAAAACCACCAGAUAUCCCUUCUAAACAUGUCAGAAACUGGGUUCCCAAAGUCCUGGAGCAGAGGAGGCAAGGUUUGGAGCACUACUUACAGACCAUAAUUAUAAAAAAUGAGAUUCUUCCAAAGAUAUUCUUGGAUUUCCUGAACAUACGCCAUUUUCCCUCUGUGCCAAAAACGGAAAGCUAUGGGUCGUUUGAUACAGAAUCUGAGGGAUCGAGUAAACUCUCACACCAGCCAGUCAUGUUGUUUGUGAGAGACCCCUACCUUCUUCCUCCUACCCAUGAUAUAUAUUCCAACGUUGUGAUUGAAGGUGUGAUACAUGGGAUUUUCUACCCAGAUCUUCUGCCAAGGUAGAAUAAUCACAGGCACUGAAAUAUGACACUGUUACAGGAUGUAUGCUCAAAAAUAACCAGAAAGAUACUGACAUGUCAUGUGGAUGUAAGUUUUUUCUUGACUUGAAUUAUAUGAUUAAUUAUUUAACCUCAAGGGUCAUAUAUGGAUAUGACUAUGC
This is a messenger RNA of Periophthalmus magnuspinnatus, 786 nucleotides long. RefSeq names its product sorting nexin 24 (gene snx24). Lineage: Eukaryota; Metazoa; Chordata; Actinopteri; Gobiiformes; Gobiidae. The transcript has 7 exons. The record is from RefSeq and is a predicted model, not a curated record. The coding region runs from base 111 to 629 and encodes 172 amino acids. Gene Ontology annotation, molecular function: phosphatidylinositol phosphate binding.